Molecule: messenger RNA, 1062 nt
Organism: Chaetomium globosum CBS 148.51
Lineage: Eukaryota; Fungi; Ascomycota; Sordariomycetes; Sordariales; Chaetomiaceae
Product: mitogen-activated protein kinase
Exons: 4
Coding region: 1-1062 (353 amino acids)
Biological process (GO): intracellular signal transduction; protein phosphorylation
Cellular component (GO): nucleus; cytoplasm
Molecular function (GO): MAP kinase activity; ATP binding
Source: RefSeq, a predicted model, not a curated record
AUGAGUAACGCACAGAACCGCGGGGGCGCGCGAAAGAUCUCAUUCAACGUCAGCGAGCAGUAUGACAUCCAAGAUGUCGUCGGCGAGGGCGCCUAUGGAGUCGUGUGUUCUGCUGUCCACAAGCCCUCAGGGCAGAAGGUCGCUAUCAAGAAGAUUACACCCUUCGAUCAUUCAAUGUUCUGCUUGCGGACACUACGCGAGAUGAAGCUACUGCGCUACUUCAACCACGAGAAUAUUAUCUCCAUCCUCGACAUCCAGAAGCCGCGGAGCUACGAAACCUUCAACGAGGUUUACCUAAUCCAGGAACUCAUGGAAACCGACAUGCAUCGCGUCAUCCGCACCCAAGAACUGUCCGAUGACCAUUGCCAAUACUUCAUCUACCAGACACUGCGCGCCCUCAAGGCGAUGCACUCGGCGAACGUGCUCCAUCGGGACUUGAAGCCGUCCAACUUGCUUCUCAAUGCCAAUUGCGACCUGAAGGUCUGCGACUUCGGUCUGGCGCGGUCCGCUGCGUCGCAGGAGGACAACUCGGGCUUCAUGACGGAAUAUGUCGCUACCCGUUGGUACCGUGCUCCUGAGAUCAUGUUGACCUUCAAGGAAUACACCAAGGCGAUCGACGUCUGGUCAGUGGGCUGCAUUCUGGCCGAAAUGCUCAGUGGAAAGCCUCUAUUCCCUGGCAAGGACUACCACCACCAACUUACGCUCAUUCUGGACGUUCUGGGCACUCCGACGAUGGAGGAUUAUUAUGGGAUCAAGUCUCGCCGCGCGCGCGAGUACAUCCGGUCGCUGCCUUUCAAGAAGAAGGUGCCUUUCCGGACCCUGUUCGACGGCACAUCCGACUUGGCACUUGAUCUGCUAGAAAAGCUCCUCGCGUUUAACCCCGUCAAACGCAUCACAGUUGAGGAGGCGCUUAAGCACCCCUAUCUUGAGCCCUACCACGACCCGGAUGAUGAGCCGACCGCGCCGCCCAUCCCCGAGGAGUUUUUCGACUUCGACAAGCACAAGGAUAACCUAAGCAAGGAGCAGUUGAAACAACUGAUUUUCCAGGAGAUUAUGAGGUAG